AUAUUCGUUGGAAACAAGAAAAAUUAUAAAGUAAAACUUGGAGGAAACAAAGGCCAAACUUUUUUGGUCCAAAGAUCGAGACAAGAUCUUUUUUUUUCUUAAUUAUCUGGGCGAUCGAUUAUUCCUUGUCCGAAAGGUUGAAACUUUAUUGCAGACAGAACUCGAUUGGGUGUUGUUUUGGAUCGUGUGGGGAGAGGAGUCUUUGGAAUGGCGCAACAAGGGCAGGGAAGCAUGGACCCUGCCGUUCUCGACGACAUCAUUCGUCGUCUGUUGGAUUAUAGAAACCCUAAGCCUGGAACCAAACAGGUCAUGCUCAACGAGUCUGAGAUCCGACAGCUUUGUCUCGUCUCUAGAGAGAUUUUCCUUCAACAGCCUAACCUCCUUGAGCUUGAAGCUCCCAUCAAGAUCUGCGGUGAUAUUCAUGGACAGUACUCAGAUCUAUUGAGACUUUUUGAGUAUGGAGGCUUCCCUCCUACAGCUAACUAUCUCUUCUUAGGAGACUACGUGGACCGAGGGAAGCAAAGCUUGGAGACAAUCUGUCUCCUCCUUGCCUACAAAAUCAAAUACCCUGAGAACUUCUUCCUUCUAAGAGGAAACCACGAGUGUGCUUCAAUCAACAGAAUCUACGGAUUCUAUGACGAAUGUAAACGCAGGUUCAGUGUGAGGCUCUGGAAGGUCUUUACAGAUUCUUUUAACUGCCUCCCAGUGGCUGCUGUAAUAGACGAUAAGAUAUUAUGUAUGCACGGUGGCCUUUCUCCCGAUUUGACCAAUGUGGAACAGAUCAAGACUAUUAAGAGACCUACGGAUGUUCCGGACACUGGUUUGUUAUGUGAUCUGCUUUGGUCUGAUCCGAGUAAAGAUGUUAAAGGUUGGGGGAUGAAUGAUCGUGGAGUUUCUUACACGUUUGGGCCUGAUAAAGUUGCUGAGUUUCUAAUAAAGAAUGAUAUGGAUCUCAUCUGUCGUGCUCACCAGGUUGUAGAGGAUGGGUAUGAGUUCUUUGCGGAUAGACAGCUUGUUACUAUAUUCUCAGCUCCUAACUACUGUGGUGAAUUUGACAAUGCUGGUGCUAUGAUGAGUGUUGAUGAGAGUUUAAUGUGCUCUUUCCAAAUUCUUAAGCCUGCGGAUAGGAGGCCUCGGUUCUUAUGAUCAAAAGAGAGUCAGAACCUGGCGGGAGAGACAUUUGAAGCUCCCUGAGACUUUGUCCAGAGGCACAAAAAAUGUUUAAAUGUUAUAUCAUCAUCUUAUUUGAACUCUUACCAUUUUUCUUCUUAAACCUUUUAUGUUCUUAUGAUCUUCUUCUUCUCUGGCUCAUUAUUAGACAGUAACGAAAUAAUGUCUGCAAAUUUUUAUUCUUCAUCUCAACCAAC
Molecule: messenger RNA, 1367 nt
Organism: Eruca vesicaria subsp. sativa (arugula)
Lineage: Eukaryota; Viridiplantae; Streptophyta; Magnoliopsida; Brassicales; Brassicaceae
Source: the annotation of a GenBank genome assembly